GCGUUUUAUGUACAGUGAUUUACUAUUUCCGGCAUCUUUACCCGUCACUCGUAUUCGUAUAGCCAGUUAGCCACUCUGGCAUUCACCGUCAUCGUCUCUCUCGCCUUCCGUCAACCGCAUCUCCGACGCGACGAUGCAGCGACUCUGCUAGUGAGUUCAAUUUUGAAUUAAUUGCUUAAAGAGUAGUUUAAGAUGGGCUGGAAGGCAGCGGAGAAGCUAGUUAGGCACUGGAAGAUACUCAGAGGAGAUAAUGUUAUGAUAAUCAGGGGUAAGGAUAAAGGUGAGGCGGGUCUUAUCAAGCGGGUCAUCCGCUCUCAGAAUCGUGUCAUAGUUGAUGGGAAGAAUCUGGUUAAGAAACAUAUCAAGCAAGGAGAAGGUCAUGAAGGCGGGAUAUUCACAGUUGAAGCUCCAAUUCAUGUUUCAAAUAUUCAAGUCGUUGACCCUGUGACAGGGAAGCCUUGUAAGGUUGGGAUUAGAUACCUAGAAGAUGGUACCAAAGUUAGAAUAUCCAGAGGGAUAGGAGCAUCUGGAUCUAUAAUCCCUCGUCCUGAGAUUUUAAAGAUAAGGACAACGCCAAGACCUACUGCUGCUGGCCCCAAAGACACUCCAAUGGAUCUUGUGUUGGAGAGGACACAUGAUGCUAAAAGUGGUAAAGGCAUGCCCAACCUCUGAGGUGGCUCGUUCUGGCUCUCUAGUCCUCAAGUAUGUUUCCUGAAGUUGUUGCAGAUAUGUUCGCACGAGUUAGACAUUGACGCAUAAAAUGAGAAUAAUUUUACAAAAUUCCAACAUUAGACAAUGACUGCUGGAUUGUGAUAAAAUCAUGACAGUAAACAAUCUCAAGUAUUAGUUGUGUUUUUGAUGAAUUUUAAUGGUAAUAAAUGUUUCAGGCCUAAUAUUUGAUCUUCUCUGAA
This is a messenger RNA of Tripterygium wilfordii, 911 nucleotides long. Its product is annotated as 50S ribosomal protein L24-like. The transcript has 6 exons. The record is from RefSeq and is a predicted model, not a curated record. Gene Ontology annotation, molecular function: RNA binding; structural constituent of ribosome. Gene Ontology annotation, biological process: translation. Bases 193 to 672 code for a protein of 159 amino acids. Lineage: Eukaryota; Viridiplantae; Streptophyta; Magnoliopsida; Celastrales; Celastraceae. Gene Ontology annotation, cellular component: mitochondrion; ribosome.